AUGAAGCUCACCUCCUCAGCCCUGGCAACGCUGCUCCUUGCCGCUCUCUGGACUGAAGCCCACGGCGAUUCCUUCAUCAGCCAGAGCAACACAUGCUGCAUGAAAGAUAAUUUUGUUCCCCGAAGAAUUUCUCCAAAACACAUCAAAAGUUGCAGACCCACAGGUCCGAACUGCUCCCGCCAGGCCGUGAUAGUGACGCUCACACAGGGGAAGGAAGUCUGUGUUGAUCCCAGUAAGAUACGGUUAGCCACAUGUAAAGGAAAGCAAGAAAAACCACUUGAAGACACCCAGACUGCACAGCUGAGACAAGAGAAGCUGGACACAGUGUAA
This is a messenger RNA of Malaclemys terrapin pileata, 330 nucleotides long. RefSeq names its product interleukin-8-like. The coding region runs from base 1 to 330 and encodes 109 amino acids. The transcript is spliced from 3 exons. Gene Ontology annotation, molecular function: chemokine activity; CCR chemokine receptor binding. NCBI's taxonomy places the organism in Eukaryota, Metazoa, Chordata, Testudines, Emydidae. Gene Ontology annotation, biological process: monocyte chemotaxis; lymphocyte chemotaxis; inflammatory response. Gene Ontology annotation, cellular component: extracellular region. The record is from RefSeq and is a predicted model, not a curated record.